AUGCCUAUUUCUAAGUGGCUUAAAAGACGUGGCAAGAAAGGUUAUGAACCAAACAAUCGCGGAGAUGAUUUUGACGAAAACGGCGAUGGACGUGACGGCGAAGAAGACGAAAACACAUGCAUGGGCCGAAAUGAUGAAGAAGCACAUGUUAAUGAUGGAACUAAAAUGGUUUAUUUUGCUUGUGAAACACCAUUAGAACCUCUCAUCGAAAUACUCCACUCGGCUAGCAAAAAUGUCGACAUUUUUACAGUGGAGAGCGAAUGUAUAGAAUUUAUAAAGCCAGUAACAACGAAAGUUUUUGUUGUAAUCGAUGGUGUACCACCGACAACUCUAAUGGAAGGCAUUGAGCCGUUAAAACAAAUUGAUUCCGUAUUUUUCUAUACUCCUCAAAAUGAUGCAAUAACUAAUAUAGCAAAAGUAACACAUGGUUUUCUUGUUAAUUUAUGUGAAACAGAAGAAAUGCUCAUUGAUAGUUUAAGAAAAUCUCGCGAAGAAUUGGAUAAACAAACAGCCGCUUUUAGUAUGUAUAAUAAGAAGGAAAAAGCAACUCGGGAUCUUUCCAAAGAAGCCGGCUCGUUUUUAUUUUUUCAAUUGUUUAAAAAUGUAUUAAAAAAUAUGCCAAAAACAGGUGAAGCAAAAAAGACUAUGGUCACAACAUGUCGAAAUUAUUAUCGUGGAAAUUUAACUGAAUUAAAAAAUAUUGAUGACUUCGAUAAAACAUAUAAAUCGGUUGAUGCUAUCCCAUGGUAUACCAAAGAAACAUUUGUUUAUAAAUUUAUUAACAAAGCACUUCGUACAGAAGAUGUUGAUGUCUUAUAUCAAUUUCGUUUUUACAUUAUGGAUUUAAGUGAACAACUUGAAUUGAAAUUUCAAGAACUUAAAGCAAGACAAAAAGAUGUUUUGAAACUUUAUCGAGGUCUAAAACUGAGUCACGAUGAAGUAGCAAAUUUUCAAAACAGUAUCGGAAAUUUGAUUUCAACAAACGGUUAUUUAUCAACAAGUAGUGAACAUUCGGUUGCAUAUGGCUUUGCGACUAAAUCGGCUAAACGAGAGGGUGUUGUACGAGCUUUAUUCGAAUAUGCUGUUGAUUUAAAUACGGUACAAAAAAUUGUCAUUGCUGACAUUCGACAAUAUUCAGCGUUUCCAGAAGAAGCUGAAGUUUUAGUUGAUAUCGGAGCAUCAUUUCAAAUUGAUUCUUGCGAAUUCGAUGCAAACGCUGACUUAUGGCUUGUCAAAGUACACGCGACUGAUCAAGGUGCUGCUUUAGCCGCUGAUUACAUGGAAUAUCAAAAGAAAAAGAUGACGGAAUCAAAUAUAGUUCUUAUGUUUGGUAAUUUACUUCUUGAAAUGGGCGAAUAUUCUAAAGCCGAAAGAUAUUUUGAUACUAUUCUCAGUUCUUCGAAUCCAAACGAUGAAGAAAUUGCUUGUAUCUUUUUUAAUUUUGGUCGUACACAUAGAUUAAAAGGUGAUUUUGUUCGUGCCAUAAAUAGUUAUAAUCGUGCAAAGAAUUUACAUUUGAAUGCUCGGCCAAAACGUUUAGCUAGUGCUGGAAAAACUUUAAAUGGUCUUGGAGUUGUUUAUACGGAGCAAGGACGACAAUUGAAAGCCGAAGAAUGUUUUCAACAGGCUCUGAAAUUAUAUAAAAUAAGUAUUCCAAAAAAACAUGUUGAUGUCGCUGGAACAUUGAUUAAUUUGGGUGCAAUUGAUUGCGAUCGGCAAAACUAUGAUCAAGCUGAAACUAGAUUUACAAGAGCAAAAAAAAUCUACGAUCGUUCUCUUCCACCAGGCCAUCCUAAUCAUGCAUUACCACGAGUUAACCUAGGUAAUGUUUAUCUAGCGGCUGGAGAAUAUAUAAAAGCCUGUAAUGAAUAUGAAUCUGCAUUAAAAUUACAAGAAGCAUCAUUACCAGGUGAUCAUCCUGAUAUUGCUCGUACACUACAUAAUCUUGCAGUUGUUCAUACACAUCUAGGGAAUAUGGAACAAGCUAAACAGUAUUUGGAACGAGCAGAAGAAACAGCUAGUCAUACAUUAUCGGUCAAACAUCCAAUCAUGACUUUGCUCGCUAAAACAAAAUGUUUUAUGACUGAGGAAGCUGGAGGAUAUAUUUAUACGCGACAUUGA
Rotaria socialis is the source of this 2121-nucleotide messenger RNA. NCBI's taxonomy places the organism in Eukaryota, Metazoa, Rotifera, Eurotatoria, Philodinida, Philodinidae. The record is from the annotation of a GenBank genome assembly.